Messenger RNA from Closterium sp. NIES-67, 1633 nucleotides. NCBI's taxonomy places the organism in Eukaryota, Viridiplantae, Streptophyta, Zygnematophyceae, Desmidiales, Closteriaceae. The record is from the annotation of a GenBank genome assembly.
CAUUCAUGUGUCCCGCCAGAGAUCAGUGCACAGGAAUCUGAUUGCCAUGGCGAAAAACGGCGAUGGUCGAUCCGAUUCCAGGCCUGCCGAUGGGAGUAGCCCUCCCCAAGGAGGCCAUGAUGGCCUGUGGCGCGUUCCACCGGGGGCAUGGCGUGCGAUCUGCGUGGCCGGGGUGGUGGGUGCGGUAGCCAUGGUGGCUGCAUACCUGAAACACCGGGCAGAGGAACGGCAGGUGCUGGAGACUGCGAAGCUCACUGCUGUCGGGAUCAAGGACACAGUGCGUGUGAUUCGGGCAGUGGGAAAGGCCCAUGCGACCAUCAGCCAGGCAGCAGCGUCCGUUGGGGAAGCAGUUUUCUCUGUGGGGGAAGCAGUGGCCUCAGUGGGGGGGGCAGUGGAGGACGCGGCAGUGGGGGCCAGCACGGUGGGUGCUGAGGUGGCGCAGGAGGUGGCAGGCGCGGUGCAGGGGAUGGCAGAAGCCGUUCAGGAGGUGGCGGAGGCCUGGCGGCAGACCGGGUGGCAGGUGGUGGCACGGAGUGCGGAGGUGGGGAGCGGGGUGCAGGGCGCAGUGAGGGGCGCAGUGAGUGGGAGGAUCGAGACUCUGGUGGUGGAUGCUGGUGCGCGGGUGCGUGUGAAGGAAGAGGACAGCUUGUGGGGCAUGGCACGGCAACAGCAGGAGCAAGGGGAUGAGGAGGAGCAAGGGGGUGAGGAGGAGCAAGGGGGUGAGGAGGAGCAAGGGGGUGAGGAGGAGCAAGGGGGUGAGGAGGAGGAGCAAGGGGGUGAGGAGGAGCAAGGGGGUGAGGAGGAGCAAGGGGGUGAGGAGGAGCAAGGGGGUGAGGAGGAGCAAGGGGGUGAGGAGGAGCAAGGGGGUGAGGAGGAGCAAGGGGGUGAGGAGGAGCAAGGGGUGAGGAGGAGCAAGGGGGUGAGGAGGAGGAGCAAGGGGGUGAGGAGGAGCAAGGGGGUGAGGAGGAGCAAGGAGCUGCAGGGCAAUCUGUGUUAUGUGUGGCACCCACCAUGCUCCAUCUACCCACCAUGCUCCAUCUGCCCACCAUGCUCCAUCUGCCCACCAUGCUCCAUCUGCCCACCAUGCUCCAUCUGCCCACCAUGCUCCAUCUGCCCACCAUGCUCCAUCUGCCCACCAUGCUCCAUCUGCCCACCAUGCUCCAUCUGCCCGCCAUGCGCCAUCUGCCCGCCAUGCGCCAUCUGCCCGCCAUGCGCCAUCUGCCCACCAUGCGCCAUCUGCCCGCCAUGCGCCAUCUGCCCGCCAUGCGCCAUCUGCCCACCAUGCGCCAUCUGCCCGCCAUGCGCCAUCCCGCAUGGAUGCUGCACUCUCCCGUUGUGAUCCCAUCGUUGUGACCGUGGACCAUUGGAUGGCAUGCCCACAUGCGUUGCGCUGCUCUCCCUCAGGUGCCGCUGGGCGCGCUGCGGAGGGCGAACCCCCAAGUGAAAGGGCGAACCCCCAAGUGAAAGGGCGAACCCCCAAGUGAAAGGAGAUCAGGUGGUGGAGGGGACUUGCCUCGCCCUUCCACAUGUUCUAGUCAACGAGUUGGUGGAAACGCAAGUGGUGGCCUUGGAAUAGUACAACCAUAAGGCGGAUAUACGGUUACCAUAUGCUGUGUUGAGCCAUCUCUAUUCC